AUGUCUACCGUCCGAGAAAACAAAAGGUGGUAUCACAUCAAGUGGUUCGCCGACCAAGAUACUGAGGAAGAGCGACGACUUAUUCUGAAACUCGAUGCAUUAAUCGUCCCCUAUGCUUUUCUGGCCUACUGGGUCAAGUACGUCGACCAGGCGAAUAUCAACAAUGCGUACGUCUCCGGCCUUCAAGAAGACUUACAGCUCCAUGGCAAUGAGCUUGUAGAGUUGCAGACCAUGUACACCGUUGGCGCGGUCAUCGGCCAGUUACCGUUCGCAUAUCUUUUCACCAAAUUUCCCAUGUCGUGGGUGAUUCCUUUUCUGGAUAUCAUGUGGGGUGUCUUCACACUGCUGCAAUACCGAGCGAGAUCCUUCGGCGAGAUGAUGGCUUACCGAUUCCUUGUGGGCUGGUUUGAGGCGGCGUUCUUCCCAGGGAUGCACUAUAUAUUCGGAGCUUGGUACCGCGGCGAUGAGAUUGCUCGCCGGGGAGGAUGUUUUUAUGUCGGACUCACCCUGGGCACGCUCACAGCGAGUCUGAUUCAAGCGGGCACGUCAGCAAGACUCGACGGCGUCCACGGAUUGGCGGGUUGGCGAUGGAUGUACAUCAUCUGUGCCAUCAUCACCAUCCCCAUUGGAGUUCUAGGUUACUUCAUUCUCCCCGGAACACCCGACAAGCCAAACAGACUGGUAAUCAACGAGAAGGACAUUCAGCUUUCCAAAGCCCGUCUCUCGCGCGCAGGCCACACAUUCCAGGGUAAGUUCACGCUGCGGUCCCUGACAAAUGUCCUUCAAAACUGGAAGUUCUGGGCAUUGCUGUUGUUGGACAUUUUCUUCUGGAACGGCAGCAUUAACACUUCAGCUGGUGGCUAUCUGCUGUGGCUAAAGAGCUUGAAGAGGUACUCAACAAGCCGUUUGAACGAGCUGGGUGCCAUUUCCCCAGCUCUCGGAAUGUUCUAUACGCUGUUCAUCUGCUUCGCGUCUGAUCUCGUACUUGGUCCCGCAUGGGCAAUCACCGUCGCUCACGUCUGGAAUAUUAUUGGUCUGGUCAUUCUGGUCACUUGGGACGUCCCCGAGUCUGCGCUCUGGUUCGCCUUCAUCACAACAUACUCGGCCGUGUCCAUGUCCAGCGUAUUGUAUGGCUGGGUAAAUGAGCAACUGCGUUAUUCGCCAGUGGAACGCUCCAUAACACUUGUCAUACUGAAUACCGUUGCACAGUCGACCACGGCCUGGACCCCACUGUUAGUGUUCAAGACAGUCGAGGGUCCCAGAUUCAAGAAGGGCUACUCUUUCGUCCUUGGGAAUGCUAUAUGCCUGAUUGCACUGGCUCAUGUCAUCAGGUACUUCAUCGCCCGCCAGGACAAGCGCCAAAAGGCAAGAGAUUCUGCGGACGCGAGCGACUCGGACGCGGUCCGCGAUCCAGAAUCUACCCUGGUCGUAACAGCUGUCGAGCCAAGCAAGACUGGCUCGGGCUGA
Molecule: messenger RNA, 1467 nt
Organism: Aspergillus mulundensis
Lineage: Eukaryota; Fungi; Ascomycota; Eurotiomycetes; Eurotiales; Aspergillaceae
Product: putative MFS transporter Seo1
Exons: 4
Coding region: 1-1467 (488 amino acids)
Biological process (GO): transmembrane transport
Cellular component (GO): membrane
Molecular function (GO): transmembrane transporter activity
Source: RefSeq, a predicted model, not a curated record